CAACAAGAAAGAUAAAGUUAGUUUAAUGUUAUGUUUAGUGAGAGAAAGAGAAAACUAGCCGUUAAGAAGCGCCUCUGACCAUUUACAAACAUGUAAGUUUAUCUCAGAUUUUUCUCUCUUUCAUCACGUGCACUGCCACCAUAGCAAAUCAUACCCCUUAAAACUACAAAACCCUCAUCUUUGUCCUGUUUUAUCCUUCAAUUUCUAGUCAUGUUUUUCAAAUUUUCACAUUCAAACCCAUAAACCCACAAAAAAAUUCAAAAUUAGGGUUAAACCCAUUUGAUAAAAUGUCACAAAAAGCUCAAAAAAAGAAGGGAAAAUGGAAAAAUCACUCAAAUGAAAAAAACCCAUUUGCUAAUUUUGGGUUUAAGUACAAAAAGUUUCUAUUUUUAGUUCAAUUGUUGAUGUUCUUUUGUCAAAAUGUAUCGAGUCAAGAAGGGUGGGAUGGUGUAGUUAUAACUCAAGCUGAUUAUCAAGGUUUACAAGCAUUUAAAAAUGAGUUAAUUGAUCCAAAAGGGUACUUAAAAAGUUGGAAUGGUAGUGGAUUUGGUGCUUGUUCUGGUGGGUGGGUAGGAAUUAAGUGUGCACAAGGUCAAGUUAUUGUAAUUCAGCUUCCUUGGAAAAGUUUAGGGGGUAGGAUUAGUGAAAAAAUUAGCCAAUUUCAAGCACUUAGGAAACUUAGUCUUCAUGAUAAUCUCAUAGGAGGUUCAAUCCCAUCUUCUUUAGGUCUAAUUCCUAAUCUUAGAGGUGUUCAACUCUUCAAUAAUCGGUUUUCGGGCUUGAUUCCACCUUCAUUAGGCCAAUGUCAUUUGCUUCAAACCCUUGAUCUAAGCCAUAAUUUUCUCAAUGGACCUAUCCCACCUAGUAUAGCUAAUUCUACCAAGCUUUAUUGGGUUAAUUUGAGCUAUAAUUCCUUGCAAGGAUCGAUACCGAAUGAGUUAACUCGAUCGAGUAGACUCACUCUGCUUGCACUUCAACACAAUAACCUAUCUGGGUCUUUACCCAUGAAUUUGGGAAAACUUUCUAGUCUUAAGACAUUGGAUUUGUCAUAUAAUUUCAUUCGGGGUAGUAUCCCAAAUGGUAUCUCAAAUUUGUCCUCUUUAAACACAUUGAACCUAGAAAACAACAAUCUUGUAGGACUUUUGCCUGAAAAUAUAGGUAAUCUUAACAAUUUGUCUAUGCUUAACCUUAGGAAGAAUCAUAUUGAUGGGCAAAUUCCUCUAUCAAUUGGUAAUAUUUCGACCCUCGAACGACUUGAUUUAUCCCUUAAUGACUUCAAUGGAGAAAUCCCAGAUAGAAUUUCUGAUUUAUCAAGCCUUAAUUUCUUGAAUGUCUCAUAUAACAAUCUUUCUGGUUCAGUUCCUGUUAAGCUAACCCAAAAGUUCAAUUCAAGCUCUUUCAUUGGGAAUCUCCAAUUAUGUGGUUUUAGUCUUUCAUCUCUAUGCCCCACACAAGCCCCAUCGCCUUCCGAAUUACCAGAACAAGCGAAAAAAGGUCGAAAAAUGGGUAUCAAAGACAUAAUUCUGAUUGCUGCUGGAAUUCUUCUUUUGGUCAUGCUCAUACUUUGUUGCAUAUUACUCUUCUGCUUGAUCAGGAAAAGGGCUGAGUCGAAAGGAGAGCGGGCUGCAGGGCGGGCCCCACAAGCCGAGAAGGGAGGCCCAUCAGGAGGCGCUCCGGAAGUCGAAGCAGGUGAAAAUGGUGGGAAAUUGGUGCACUUUGAUGGGCCAAUGGUGUUUACAGCAGAUGAUCUUUUGUGUGCAACUGCUGAGAUUAUAGGGAAAAGCACAUAUGGAACAGUUUAUAAGGCUAUAUUAGAGGAUGGAAGUCAAGUAGCGGUUAAGAGACUUAGAGAAAAGAUCACUAGGGGAGAAAAGGAAUUUGAAGCUGAAGUUAAUGUGCUUGGAAAGAUCAGACACCCAAAUCUUUUGGCAUUGAGGGCUUAUUACAUCGGGCCUAAAGGAGAAAAGCUUCUUGUCUUUGAUUACAUUCCUAAAGGAAGCCUUGCCACUUUCUUACAUGCCCGAGCACCAGACACGCGUGUAGAUUGGCCGACUAGAAUGAGAGUAAUACAAGGAAUAGCAAGAGGGCUUUUCCACCUUCACAACAAUGAGAAUAUAAUCCAUGGCAAUCUAACAUCAAGCAAUGUCCUCAUUGAUGCAAACGACAAUGCCAAGGUCUCAGAUUAUGGUCUGUCAAGACUAAUGACAGGAUCUGCAGCAGGAAAUGUGAUAGCUGCAGCAGGCGCACUAGGGUAUCGAGCCCCAGAGCUGUCGAAGCUCAAGAAGGCGAAUAUGAAAACCGAUGUGUACAGUUUAGGAGUGAUUAUCUUGGAACUAUUGACCGGGAAAUCACCGGGAGAAGCAAUGAACGGUGUAGAUUUACCGCAGUGGGUGGCUUCGGUUGUGAAAGAAGAGUGGACUAAUGAGGUUUUUGACAUGGAGUUGAUGAAGGAUGCAUCGACGAUUGGCGAUGAGUUGCUCAACACAUUGAAGUUGGGCUUGCAUUGUGUUGAUCCGUCGCCUGCUUCAAGGCCCGAGAUUCAGCAAGUGUUGCAGCAGUUAGAGGAGAUCAGAGCAGCAGCCGAUUCGGCUCCAACUUCUGAAGAUCCAUCUGCUAGUGAAUGAGAAAGUUUCUUUUAGGAUAUUUGGUGUUUUGGGUUAAUUAUCUUGAUAAUCUAGAGCUAAUUAUGAUUUGUAAAUAGAGUUUUUAAUUUGUAUUAGGUGUUUUUGAAUAAUUUUGAUUGUGAUUUGUUAUUUUCUUGUUCCCUUACACACUAGGAACAAGAGAAUUUUGUUUUUGUUCAAGCAAAGUCCAUUCUUUUAGACUUUACAUUUCUCAUUCUUUUUGGUUUAGUACUUUAUUUUGUUUUUGCUUUCAACAAGAGUAAGCCAAGGAUUUUGAUACAAGGAAUUAGCAAUUACA
This is a messenger RNA of Amaranthus tricolor (Joseph's coat), 2922 nucleotides long. Its product is annotated as probable leucine-rich repeat receptor-like protein kinase IMK3. The transcript is spliced from 2 exons. The coding region runs from base 288 to 2624 and encodes 778 amino acids. The record is from RefSeq and is a predicted model, not a curated record. Gene Ontology annotation, molecular function: ATP binding; protein kinase activity; protein binding. Gene Ontology annotation, biological process: protein phosphorylation. Lineage: Eukaryota; Viridiplantae; Streptophyta; Magnoliopsida; Caryophyllales; Amaranthaceae.